This is a messenger RNA of Ciona intestinalis (vase tunicate), 1318 nucleotides long. The record is from RefSeq and is a predicted model, not a curated record. NCBI's taxonomy places the organism in Eukaryota, Metazoa, Chordata, Ascidiacea, Phlebobranchia, Cionidae.
GCGACAGCUUCCUAUAUAUCUUAAAUGCGUGUAAUGAGUCGGAAUGUGGAGCUUAAUAAAGGUAAUUGCUGCGCUCGGGGGAAUCUCAUUUCCACAGUAGGCUCGAAGAUGAAGAUUUUCCUCAUUUCUCUACUCGUUGUUCUCUGCACAACUGCCUCAGCUGCCGGAAAAAGGCGAGACGAAGCAAGCGCUUUUAAACUCUUAUUGGACGCAUUGAGAGACGGCCUUCGUUCAGCACAACAGGCAGACGAACAGAAAGCAGAAAACAGCAAAUCUGAUGCCGCUGCAUUUGACAACCAGAAUAGAUUUGAUGAUGAUAGUUCGGUGUACCAAGAACUAGAUUCUACAGGUGUAGGGACAACAACAGAUACAGAACUGCAGUUGCUCAAUUUAACCACAGUUUCACAAUCCCGUGCACCGAGCACACGUAGCGGUUCUGCCACCAAUACAGUGACAGUUUAUUUCAAAGGGAAACGGAUCGUGAUUAACUGUACUAAACAUUGCGCAAGGAGGAAUGCUCAUUCCUACAUUGUUAGUGAAUGCAAGUUAUCGAGUGCACCACUUGCUUGUUACAUAUGUCGGGCGAGUGGGGCUUGUGUGAACCGGAAUUCAGCGAUCUGAUUUCUUUGUUAUUUCAGUUAUAUUUAAAUACCUACGCUCAUAAUUCAUUAAAAUAUAAUAAACUCGCCCGCUUUAAAUGGAUGUGUAAUUAAUUGUCUACCGCAAAUGACAAUUCAGAAAUUCAAAGACUUAUUAGCUGCAAUUUCCUUGUCGGAAAAUCUAACUAAAGGACUCGUAUCACGAAAGUUAGGCAUUGUAUAUCAGACAAGACAAAUUGAGUAGCCUAUACAGUAUAUAUACAAACAGUGUAAGUGUAGCAGGUGGUAUAGAGUCGUUUUAACUGCAGUCUCAAUAUGAAGGUUGGUGUGUUAAUAGUGUUGUGCAUUCUGGCUUUUUGCUGUGCAGUCUCGUCGGGUCUGGUCAGAUGUGGAGAAUUUUGUUACCUAAACCCAAGAACACGUCAGUGGAUUGUCCCUGAUGCUCACUGCAGGCUUUAUUGGCGAUGUUGGUUUUGUCGAAACGCUGGUUAUUGCGGAAAUACCGGUUCGAUCUUUGACGUUUUACCGACACCAGCAAACACCACUGCAUAGAACGUCUUCUAAAUGCGUGUGUAGCAUAUGAUAUACCUGUAUAUCCCGUAUUGUGAUGAACGCAUUGUUAUAUAUACAGACACUUUUACCAUAGUAUACUGAUGUGGUAUACUCUGCUUUUACGUUGAGUGUUGCAUUCAGUAAUAAACGAAAUUUGUUUUAGAUGG